This is a messenger RNA of Phyllopteryx taeniolatus (common seadragon), 2262 nucleotides long. Its product is annotated as myelin basic protein-like. The record is from RefSeq and is a predicted model, not a curated record. Bases 289 to 717 code for a protein of 142 amino acids. Lineage: Eukaryota; Metazoa; Chordata; Actinopteri; Syngnathiformes; Syngnathidae. The transcript is spliced from 7 exons. Gene Ontology annotation, molecular function: structural constituent of myelin sheath.
CAUUCCGCCCCACCCCUCGCAAACACCAUCAUCACUACACGCCUACCGAAAUCAGGAAGCGCCGACGCACGCCGCUGUUUUCUUUUCCUCCUUUUAUUUGCGUCCACAUUUUGACGAGAGUAGCGUCGAGGGAAAACAAGUGAAGGGUUUGACAUAUUCGAUGUUGACGACCGCUGACAGGACUGAGGCUGUGGAUGCAGUCGACGGGCUAACCGGAGAGAGAGAGAGAAGGGGGAUGUGCGCGACAGCCCUGUUCUGAGCCACGACAACAACUCCUCUGUCAGCAGCAUGGGGCAGCGUCUAGGAAGGAGAGACUCACCAACAGACAAGGCCUUAUCAUCUGAAACCAAAGAUGAGAGAGGACCGCCAGCAGUAACCACACCGGCAGAACAGCCUGAAACACACGAUGAAGUCUUUGGAAGGGGUGAGACAGAUGCGAACCAGAACAAUGGCUGCAUCUCGGAGAAGUCGGCGGUGACUGACUCCACAGGCGCUGAGGGCCCCCACUCGGCCUGGACCUCCGCCAGCACAGCUGACCCUGACGCUGCCACGCCGCGCCCCCACCUGGCCCGCCUCUUCUCCCGAGAUGCCCCGGGCCGAGAGGACAACACCUUCAAAGAGCGACCCUCUGAAUCGGACGAGCUGCAGACUAUCCAGGAGCACAGCGGAGCGGCUUCAGAGUGCGGGUCGGAGAGCCCUGAACAGGACCUAGACUAGGCUAGCCUUUGCUCCCUCCAUCUCCCCUCUCAUCUUACGUCCAUCCUCUGCCAUUUGCUCUCUCGUUCCAAAGAGAGACGUGAACCCACACUUUUGACAACUACGCCAAAAAUUACAACUCUCACAAGCAUGGCAUCGGCAAGCAGCUCCGCACAGGCCGCCUUCGGUUUGGGCCGCAGGAAGAAGAACCCCGGCGUUCUGGAUCAGAUUGGAAAAUUCUUUGGAGGGGACAAGAAGAAGAAGAGCAAGGGUGACCAGAAGUCUCAGUCUGCUAAAGCCAAGAGGUCCAGUGGAGGGGACGGCAAAGGCACCCUGACUAGGAUCUUCAAAAUGUGACGAUAACAACAGAAGCGGAAGCCGCAGCUCUUCUCCAGCCAGACGCUGAAGUUCCAACAUCCCCUUAGAAGAAGUCAAGGACAAGAAUGAGUAACGCGGGCAAGGAGAGGAAGAAAAUGAAACUUUGUGAUCCUUUAAACUCACCUUUGAAUCUGAUAACACAUAAUAUUGUAUAAAUCUCUUGAUUCGUCUGUCCUGUUGUCUUACCCUUCACUGGCUGGCAGAUCGCCACACAAUCUGUUGCCUGCCCGCGUCUUUUCCUGCUCUCCUGCAUCCCAAAUGACCCCCUGACCCCUGCCAUGGCCAUAUAUGUGCUUGAGUGUCUGUCCUCCCUAAAAAACUCAAAUGUGGCUAAGCAGACCUGGACUGUGGGAGUACAGGCCCAGUUCAAGUUCUGAACUUGCCUGUUGUUGUUGUCCUAGGCUCAGGCUGCUUCUGUCUUUAUUGUCUUGUCGCUAUGUCUUUGUCAUGUCCUUACACGCUCCCUGUGCCCAUUAACAGGAAUUUGUGUUGAUUUUGUGGUACAAUUAACCCCACUUACAUUACUGUAGACUAGAGCCAUUUUGGUUCUAUUGUUUGUUUUUUUUCCCACUCCACCUCCCUGUGUCUGAUUUAAGUGUGAUGUCAUAAAUGUGAUGUACAUGUUUGUCAUUUGAAUGAUUUUGGUUAUAGAUAGACAUACUCAACCAUUUUAAAUAUGUUCUGCAAUGAGCACUGAAGCAACACGUACUCGUCAUUUCUAACAACGUAGCGCUAACAGCACAUUGCAAUUUUCUCCGUGUGCAUCGCUGGUCUUUAAACGUUCAGUUACUGACUCUAAAAAUAUGGCCAGCCUCUCGUCUUCAGCCUCUCUUCUUGCCUCCUUAAACCAACUGCUGUUUCGUUUUUCUUGAUUACUCAGACAAACAAACACAAUUUCAAAAAAGGUGCUCUCUGACUAACUAAGUGGUAGUGAAACAUUCUCUGGUGCUUCUGUCCAACUAUGUCAGAAAUAAAACAAUUGGUCACAGAAAUGCAGACCAUCCUUAUUCCAGAUGAAUUAAACUGCAGGUGUGUGCACGCAUGUGUGUAAAAUAUGGCAUCAAUCUACAAUGUGUGUGUCUGAAUCCACUUCCAAUGCAUCCUUUAGAUUGAAUGUAAAGACCCUCCUGUUUAAUAAAUUGAAUGGCCACUUACCUGAAAACAAAAAUAAAAAAGCCCGAUCCCUUC